Molecule: messenger RNA, 1424 nt
Organism: Mizuhopecten yessoensis (Yesso scallop)
Lineage: Eukaryota; Metazoa; Mollusca; Bivalvia; Pectinida; Pectinidae
Product: SPARC-like
Exons: 10
Coding region: 180-1028 (282 amino acids)
Biological process (GO): anatomical structure development
Molecular function (GO): extracellular matrix binding; calcium ion binding; collagen binding
Source: RefSeq, a predicted model, not a curated record
UAGUGGCACAAGUGGUGGGCUUAGGGCGGUCGUGAGUCAGGAUCCCUCCCCAUAUCGCCUCUGGAGGGUUUAUAUGUUCGAGCGGAAUCAUUUCCGUUUGUGUUGUGCGGUCAGCUUGUCUGGAGUGUAGUGAUUCUUCCAACGUUAUUCACAUCAGGAGUUCGUUUGAGAUCGCCGCCAUGAAAACCCUGUCGGCGCUGAUUCUUCUGUUACUGGCGACAUGCGCCCUCAUCAAGGCGGACGAACAGACACGUUCGGCCUCCCCGAUACAGGACAUACCGGAGCAGGGCCUGGCUGCGGAUGAAGAUGACGACGAUGAUGAUGAGGUCGCCCUCGACGAUGAAACUGACGAUACGACCGAGCAAGUAUCGAGAGAGAACCCUUGUAACAAGAAGCAGUGUCAGAGAGGGGAGGACUGUGUUAUUCGUGACGACAAACCAAAGUGUGUGUGUGUGCAGAGUUGUUCAAAUGUCAACAACCCCCGUCACAAAGUGUGUGGCUCCAAGAAUACGACCUUUGACAGCGAGUGCCACCUAGACCGCGAGGCCUGCCUGUGUAAAGCCAAGUCGCCCGAAUGCUCCAACCCCGCCUUUAAGAAACUCAAGCUCAUUUACUUCGGAGCAUGUCAGAACCUUCCGCGGUGUGAUGACGUAGGUAUGAGUCAGUUUCCUGCGCGGAUGGAGGGUUGGCUCGCUAUCAUCAUGGACGUCGUGGCUGCCCGCAACGAACUUGGAGCUUACGAGGAGCUGUUGACUGAUAGCCUUCAUCAACGUAUUAAUGCCGUCCUUUGGAAGUUCUGUGAACUCGACACCCAUCCUCAGGACAGACGUGUCAGCCGAAGAGAACUUCAGAUGGUCAUCGCCUCAUUACGUCCCAUGGAGCCAUGUCUGGUGCCUUUCCUCAACAGGUGUGACGCCAACAAUGACCGUAAGAUCUCGCUGAAGGAGUGGGGCUCCUGUCUGGGAUUGGAACGGAAUGAAAUCGUGGACAAAUGUAAAAACCUGAGGAAAAAGGCGAGAAAAAAUUAAGCGCCUGUGAUAAAUAACAAUACCAGCAACUGUUUGUUUUGUACCGAGAGACUAUAGAAUGUUAUCUACUGUAGCUGUAGCGGUGGAGUGCCAACUCAGAUGUCUGAGAUAACUCACAAUGAUACACGCUCCUCGACAUGUCUGGACCAUGUUGUGUUCAUGUUAUACUACCAAGAGCAAUGUGUGUGGUACAAACAAAUCAUGUUCUGGUACAGGAGCCGGAAUAUAUUUUGCAUCUUCAUCGGCUAAUUGUGUUUUAAAGAUCACUUCUUUAUAUAGAGUUUCAUAACAUUUUCACUUUCUCAUUAAAAGAACUUAAGUGUCUUCAAACCGAUUAGACAUAAACUCAACGAAUGUUAAAAAAUAUUUUAUUACAAUAAAUAGUGCCUUGUGUUA